CCCAAGGCGGCCACUUGCUGCGUCACUUUACUUUUAUACGUGCAGUGGUGACGCCUCCGGCUCGGCGAGAUGAGACUUUUGGUGUCUGGGUUAGAGGCUCUGAGACAGGAGCCAAAGUGCUGGACGUUCAUGGCGUUGCGGGACGUCUAAGCAGCGAUCCGGGACUGUGGGCUGUGUUAACGUCGGACUUGGCCAGCCAAAAGCGGGAAUGUUGGGCGGAUUGUUUUGCGUCAUACCAUCAAGAAAGAACUCUAGUUGACCUCUGUCUACAAAAAAGUGAUUAUCUUGGAAACAUCUUUUCUUUUUUCCCCCUCUAUUUUGGAUUAUACGAGUUAUUCUCUGAAAUGCUGACACGCAAACUACGACAUUGUAAAGUAAAACGAGUGAACUUUUUGUUCCUUGUGGCACUUGCUGUAGCAACCUUUACAUUUAUAACAAGCCGCAGCAAAUAUGCUUUUUUUACCAACCUGGAACUUACAGAAGAUAAUCCAAUUAUUUCUGCUAACUGCACCAAGAUUAUAAAAGGAGAUGUUGAGGAAAUCCAGAAUGCCAAAUUGGAGUUGUUAACAGUCAAGUACAAAAGCCAGCAGCAUCAGCUCACAGAUGAAGACUAUAUCAAUAUGACAAAUGACUGUGAAGCCUUUACCAGAGACCGAAAAUAUUUAUUGUACCCACUAAGCAAAGAAGAAAGGGAGUUCCCCAUUGCAUAUUCAAUAGUGGUCUAUCAUAGGAUUGACAUGCUAGAGAGGCUUCUGCGCUCCAUAUACACUCCUCAGAAUUACUACUGCAUUCAUGUGGACAAGAAAUCUUCUACAUCUUUUCUAAAUGCAGUGAAGGCCAUUACUUCUUGUUUUGAAAAUGUGUUCAUUGCUAGCCAGUUAGAAAAUGUGGUGUAUGCAUCAUGGGCUAGGGUGCAGGCCGAUCUAAAUUGUAUGACUGAUCUUCACAAUAAAAAUGCAAAAUGGAAAUACUUAAUAAACCUCUGUGGUAUGGAUUUCCCAAUAAAAACUAACCGAGAGAUGGUAGAAAUGUUAAAGGGAUUAAAGAGUCAAAACAGCCUGGAAACUGAAAAGAUGCCUCCCCAUAAAGAGGUUCGGUGGCGAAAACAUUAUGAGAUUGUUGACAAUGCCAUUAGGAAAACUGAAGAAGACAAAACACCUCCUCCACUCGAGACACCAGUGUUUUCUGGUAGUGCCUACUUCGUUGUAACACGAGCAUUUGUUAGUUACAUUUUGGAAAAUGAAAAAAUCCAACGUUUUUUAGAAUGGUCUAAGGACACAUACAGUCCUGAUGAAUUUAUAUGGGCCACUCUUCAACGAAUUCCUGGAGUACCAGGUUCUGUACCAGCUAAUAGCAAAUAUGAUGUUUCUGAUAUGAACGCUUAUGCCAGAUUUGUAAAAUGGGCAUACUUAGAAGGAGAUGUGGCCAAAGGAGCACCAUAUCCCCCUUGUGCUGGGAAUCAUGUUCGUUCCGUUUGUGUAUUUGGGGCUGGGGACCUGGAAUUUAUGCUGCAGAAGCACCACUUGUUUGGUAACAAGUUUGAUAUCGAUGUGGACCCUACUGCCAUUAAGUGCCUAGAGGAACAUUUAAGACACAAAGCACUCAAUCCAGAACUACAAAUUUAAUGUUUUUUGGCUGGCUGUCAUUGUGCUUCCUUGAACUGAGAAAUAACUUGUGGUUUGGAUAUUAUGAGCUCAAUUGACUAAAAAUUUUUUGCCUGUAUUUCUUUCACCUUGUGCAAUUAGUCAGUUGCAGUCACUGUGCCUUUACAUUGUUAACUGUAGAUAUGGAUGUAAAUCAAGCAGAACAACCAAAUAUCUGUAUAUGACUCAGAUUUACAUCCAUUAUAUUAUACUUUUCAUGUGUUGUAAUACAAUAUCAGAGACUCAUUUAUCUACAUAGAUGCUAAAUUGUGCAAGCACAGUCGCGAUUAGCAAUAAAUCAGUCUAUGAUUGAAUGCUGUGGCAACUGUACUUGCCCAGUUUAGCAUCUCUGUUCGUAAAUGAGCAAUCCAUUGUGAAUUUUCUUUUGAUGUGGGGAGAGAGAGAUCACAUAGAUAUAGUAUUUUUUACAUUUAGAAAUACUUAAAAUGUUAGUUAAUUAAAGCCAUAUGCAAAAUUUAAAGCGUUAAUUUAAAACUUAAAAUUGGAAGCCAUGAAUGUUUUCAUUAGAAGAGACCAAACCAAUAUUUUGUAACUUUUUUCCUGCACUUGAGUUGAAAAAUAAAGUUUAAUGUUAAUAUUUAUUUUGCUGUUUUACAAACAGACAAGGCUUUUCAUAAACUGAUCAUAAAAUCCAGGUAGCACCAAAGAAUUUGGUCCGUGGUGGACCUAUAUAGAUAUAACUCAAGUGAGUAAUAGUUAUUUUGUUUGUUUGAGAAAUUUUUCCUGUUUCUGUAAAAAGAUCAUUUUUGCUGUUAUUUAUUUUCCAAUUUCUUAUUUCUUUGUCAUGUUUUCCUGUUCUCCUACACAGAUUUAGUUGAAAUGUGCCUUCGAAAUUUUUAGUGAGUUUUCAAUAGGUUUGGGGAUGUAAUUCUGUGUUGUAAUAUUCAUGUUUGAUAUUUUUUAAAUGUUAAGUGUAUGUGGGUUUCUUGUGAUUCCCCCCCCCCCCAAACCAUCAGUCUCAGAAAAUUUUUUUUGAGACUAUCAAUAAAACCUGACAAAUUCAUAUUUAAUAUCAGUAUAAUAUUUACUUCAUAUUGGUACUGAAGUUAAAGGUGAUGGUUUGAAUUUUUUAUUUAUUUAUUUUUUUAAUUAAUAAAGGCUUUCCCUGUGAAAGGAAUAUUUUAUUUUGCUUCAAUAUUUUGCUACAAAUGUUUAUGCUUAAGAGCACCCUGUCGCCUGCCUCUAUUGAGGCAUUGCUUUUGGCUAUUGGUAGUAUGCUGGAGGUUGUACGUUAGGGAACAUAUAAUUGGUGGUUACUCAUAUCUGGUCUAAGGAUAUUAAAGGUCUAGUUUGUAAAUUCAAACGCAGCAUGCAAAAUAAGGCUACAGUUGUACAUUUUUUGCACUUCCGUUUCUGGGGUUAAGAAUGACCUCUUUAAAUGUAUCAAGGCAAGAAUUGUGGUAUGUCCAUCAUAUAAUGCUUUAAUCAACCAUAAUUGUAAACAAGAUAUUGAAGGUAAAGGCUAGAAUGGAAGUCUUUGUGUGUUAAAAUAUCACUAAUGCCUUUUUGUUACAAUGCUAGCAACUUUUUGGAAUAAGGCAUCCAGUACCUAUUGAAACCUCAUCUAAUUUUUUUUUUUUUAAAUUGCAGCAAGGGAAGAUUCUGAUAAUGUGAAUGAUAUACACAUUUUUGACACAUCUAUUUGUUUUGAUACAAAAUGAAAAGUGUUUUACACUUCAUGAUUUUUUUGAUCAGGUUAGGUUAACUUUUUUGUUUUCUUUCCCAUGAAAAUAUUGUAGACAAUAGUGCAAUUUUUCUUUUCCUCAGGGCAUUUUGUAAACUCAUUUUUGUAAGUGCCAUUCCAUUACUUAUAUGAAGGUCUAUGAAGUCUUUAUUUUUGUACAUUAUAAAAAGUUAUAUAUUUUUUUCUUAAAAUCAUAGUUUAAAUUUGUAAUUUUCAUAAAGCUUAGUCUGUCAAGCUGGUAUUUUGACUAAUAAAAUAAGGCCUGCUGUAAA
Xenopus tropicalis (tropical clawed frog) is the source of this 3620-nucleotide messenger RNA. It is a transcript of the gene gcnt1, whose product is annotated as glucosaminyl (N-acetyl) transferase 1. Lineage: Eukaryota; Metazoa; Chordata; Amphibia; Anura; Pipidae. The transcript is spliced from 2 exons. The record is from RefSeq and is a predicted model, not a curated record. Gene Ontology annotation, molecular function: glycosyltransferase activity. Gene Ontology annotation, cellular component: Golgi membrane; membrane. Bases 345 to 1625 code for a protein of 426 amino acids.